Molecule: messenger RNA, 1690 nt
Organism: Danio rerio (zebrafish)
Lineage: Eukaryota; Metazoa; Chordata; Actinopteri; Cypriniformes; Danionidae
Source: RefSeq, a predicted model, not a curated record
GAUUUAUUAUAUGUAUUACUUUUCAUAAAUCAUGCUUUUGUUGUGCAUUAAUGAGUUAAUUUGCACACACACAAACACACACACACAAAGAAAAAUUAUGAAAAGGUAUAAAAUAAAUGAACUCUUCAAAUAUUCAUUAAAGAAAAAGAGUGCAAAAUUUAAAACCUGCAAAACUAAUUUCUAAUUUAAUAUAAAAGGUCUACAAAUCAAAAUAAGAAGGUCUGCAAUUUCUCAGAAAACAAACGCUGCAACACUGAUGCACACUUCACUUAUUCAUUGUGAAACUGCCACAUUAGCAAAAGGAAAUGACCAGAAUUACUAAAGUGAGAAAUGUAUUGUCACUACAGUGCAGUCAAACAACAAGUCAACCAAGACAACACAACACAACACAGAGAUGGAUCCUGUCACCACCAACAACUAUGUUGGGAACAGUACUACACCAGAUUACUACAACUACUAUGAGCCAUUAAUUCCAAUGUGUCAAGCUGACGACUAUAAAACGACCACCGGAAUCUGCUACGCCAUCAUCUUCUUCAUUAGCAUCCUCGGAAAUGGUUUCCUCAUUGGUGCAUUAACCUGCUACGAAGAUCUGAAGCGGGCCACCAAUCUCUUCAUGUUCUGCCUGGCGCUUUUCGAUCUUGUGUUCACCCUGACCUUGCCUUUCUGGUCCACAGAGUUCCUUCAUCACUGGGUUUUCGGUGACGUUGCGUGUAAAAUCAUGACCGGGGCAUAUUUUGUAGGCAUCUACGGAAGUCUCAUCCUUCUCACCGCCAUGACCCUUGAUCGAUUUGUUGUGGUGGUGGUGAGAAGCUACUGGCUAACAAGGAGUCGAAGGCUUAAAUGCGCAAAAGGCGCCUGCAUCGGAGCCUGGAUCAUCAGCUUGAUUGCUUGCUUAAGAGAUUCGGUCUCUGCAAAAGUGCAAAACAUACACAUAGAGAAUUAUUCAUGCCAAAGCAUCAGCACAACUGAUGAAACGUUUGGAUAUUACGCGCAGCUCAUUCUGCUGUUCUUCGUGCCAUUCGCUGUCAUCGUUUUUUGUUACGCCAAAAUCCUCAUGACCUUCAUGUCAACGUCGACCAAGCAGAAAUCCAGGACCGUGAUACUGGUGCUGUGUAUUGUUGUAGCUUUCUUCAUAUGCUGGGGUCCCUAUCAUAUCAUCGUGGUCUUGAUGUCCAUCUAUGAUUUUGAUGCCUGCAAGCAUUACGAGCUGCAUAUUGCGUUUAUCGUCUGCAGGAUUCUGGCCUUUUCUCACUGCUGCAUCAACCCGGCGCUGUAUAUCGUCCGUGGGAAGUACAGAAAGCUUUUGUGCAGCUUGUUGUUUUGCUCUCCAGAUCUCAGACACUCCAGGUCUUACAGAGGGCCGACGGAUCCCAGCGGCUUUAGGGAGCAUUCCUGCGCGAAUGAAACAGGAAACUGUGGAGCGAUACAAACUAAUGCCACAGAGAUUUAGACAGCUGGGAUGCACACAAUCGAUUUGCGUUGGGGCAAAAUGAAGGAAUUAAGUUAGCUUAUUAGUUUUUACAAGCUAAAUGAAUUUAACAUAAAACAAUUAAGUUGUCCCCCCCAAAAACUCAGGAAUUUUGUUUUUUCAGCUCAUUUUAAAUAAGCAGUUAGUGUAUGAAAAAAAAUUUUUAACUCAGAGAAAAAUAAUCUGGAUUGUAUAAUGUUGCAUUUACGUUGUAAGAAUGAG